This is a messenger RNA of Olea europaea var. sylvestris, 1604 nucleotides long. Its product is annotated as malonyl-coenzyme:anthocyanin 5-O-glucoside-6'''-O-malonyltransferase-like. The transcript has a single exon. NCBI's taxonomy places the organism in Eukaryota, Viridiplantae, Streptophyta, Magnoliopsida, Lamiales, Oleaceae. The record is from RefSeq and is a predicted model, not a curated record. Bases 129 to 1496 code for a protein of 455 amino acids.
AAGAGUUGAUUGGCUAGGAACCAAAUUAUUUGACUGUAUCUAUAAAGAGAUAGGAUAUACAAGACGCCCUAUUGUCCAGUUCAAGAGUUUCUAUAAUUGGUUCAAUAUUUUCAUAGCUUAAAAUUCCAAUGGCUACUAUCCUUGAGCAAUGUCAUAUUCAGCCUUCACCAAGCAACGUCAAUGAGUUUACACUUCCCCUUGUAUCCUUCGAUAUAGUAUGCUUGGAUUUUAAUCCAGUUUAUGGACUUCUCUUCUUUGAAUUCCCUUGUUCCAAGGAUCAUUUCCUGGAAACCAUUGUUCCAAAGCUCAAACAAUCUCUCCGCGAAACUCUCAAGCAUUUUCUUCCAUUCUCCGGCAAUAUAAUCCGCCCAAUAAACUCCGGCUGGCCUAUUUCUCGUUACGUGUUGGGGGAUUCAGUUUCUCUAACGAUUGCUCAGUGCGAUAAAGACUUCAAUCAUCUCACUGGGUACCAUCCCCGGGCUGCGGGUGAAUUCUACUCCUGCCUUCCUGAAUUGCCGCCUGCAACCCAUUCAUCGGAUUUCAUCAUAUUUCCAGUUACAGCCUUGCAAGUCACACUAUUUCCUGGCCACGGCAUCGGAAUUGGUUUUACGAACCAUCACACCAUUGGCGAUGCCAAUACAAUUUUUGGUUUUGUGAGAGCUUGGGCUACGGUUACCAGAUUUGGUGGAGAUUCACGGUUGUUUGAGGAUCAACUUUUGCCUUUUUAUGAUAGAACUUCUAUUGCAGAUCCAGAGGGACUCGAUUCCAUAUAUUGGGAACUGAUGAAGAAAUGUAGGCCAGUGGAUUCUCCAACUCUUAAGUUUAAUCUCGAUUCCAAUAGAGUGCGUGCCACAUUUGUAAUGACCAAAGACGAUGUCAAAAAACUCAAGAACUAUGUUUUGGGAAAGCUACCAAAGACAAACCACGUAUCAUCUUUCACCGUAAUCUGCGCACAUUUAUGGGUUUGCCUAGCAAAAUCUUUAGCUGCCAUAGGGGAGGAUGUAGCGGACGAUGAGGUCGAGUAUUUCUGUUUUCCUGCAGAUUGUCGAGCACACCUGAAUCCACCAUUGCCUGCUAACUAUUUUGGCAAUUGUUUAGCAUUUCUCAAGGCAGAAAUAGCACACGGAAAAUUGAAGACAAAUGAAGGGUUCUUAAUUGCUGCAGAGUCCAUUGGGGAUGCUAUUCAGAACACAGUGUAUAACAAGAAGGGUAUCUUGGAUGGAGCAGAGAACUGGCCUUCGGAUUAUUGGAAAUUGGAAGGAAAACGAAUAGUUGGAGUGUCCGGAUCGCCAAGAUUUGAUCUCUAUGAUGCAGAUUUUGGUUGGGGAACGCCCAAAAAGUUGGAAGAUAAUAAUACAGAUGGUGAUACCGAUACAUCAAUGUCCUUUUGUAAGUCAAGGGAUUUCCAGGGAGGUUUUGAGAUUGGCUUAUCGAGGCCCAAAGUUCUGGUGGAAGCUUUCGCACGGAUGUUUACCAUCUUACCCGGAAAUCCAUAGGUUCUGCAUUUCAAAAUUUUCUACCACGAUUGUAGUUUUUGUUGGGUUAUGUGCUCAUGUACUAAAAAUAACAUCUUUCAAUAAUAAAUAAAUUAUAGUUUUUAUUUA